AUGCAAAUCUCACUCCUCGCCGUCUUUCUAUUCAUACUUGACCUCGUCCAAGCCGAGGACUCUAUUGUGGGCGGCAGAGAUACCACCAUCGAAGAGCACCCUUUUCAACUGAGUCUUCAACAUUAUGGGCGUUCAGCAUGCGGCGCUACCAUUUUAUCCAGCAAUAUGGCCCUGACCUCUGCGCACUGUACCGAUGGUUUAUCCGCAUCAUCCCUGACUGUCAGAGCCGGCUCUAGCUUUAGAGGGCAAGGGGGACAAGUCCUCCAAGUCUCGAAAAUAUCCCAGCAUCCCCUCUAUAAUCCCCAAACUCACGACAAUGAUGUCUCCGUUUUGAUCCUCAGCGGAAGGAUUCAUGGAGCUGAAGCACACCCGAUAGGUCUCCAGCCUGAAGGAGCCGAGGUGUCGGUAGGUACCCUUGGGACAAUUACUGGAUGGGGCAUUUUAAGCAGUGGUGGAUCCCAACCUUCUCAGUUACAGGAGGCCGAAGUAGCCAAAAUAAGCGACAAACAAUGCCAGGAAGCAUAUGGUAAUAUUACAUCUAUUACAUCCAGUAUGCAUUGCUUCGAGAUACAGGGGAAGGGUGCUUGCCAAGGAGAUUAUGGUGGUCCUGUUGUUAUACAUGGUGUACAAGUUGGAAUCAUUUCCUUUGGCAAAGGCUGCGCCAAUGACGACUAUCCUGGUGUAUAUACAAAAAUUAGCAACCCAGUGAUAUAG
This is a messenger RNA of Talaromyces rugulosus, 714 nucleotides long. RefSeq lists its product as uncharacterized. The record is from RefSeq and is a predicted model, not a curated record. Gene Ontology annotation, biological process: proteolysis. Gene Ontology annotation, molecular function: serine-type endopeptidase activity. The coding region runs from base 1 to 714 and encodes 237 amino acids. NCBI's taxonomy places the organism in Eukaryota, Fungi, Ascomycota, Eurotiomycetes, Eurotiales, Trichocomaceae. The transcript has a single exon.